This is a messenger RNA of Arabis nemorensis, 264 nucleotides long. The record is from the annotation of a GenBank genome assembly. Lineage: Eukaryota; Viridiplantae; Streptophyta; Magnoliopsida; Brassicales; Brassicaceae.
AUGGACAGUAAAGUUCAUUUAGGAAACUCAAGGUCGCUUGAAGCUGCGGCUCUUGUUCCGUUGAACAAUAAGCUUUGUACAAUCCAUAACAACAUGAGCAUGAGUCUUGUCGAUGUCUCGAAUCCCGACAAAAACAACCCUCGAGUGUGGGAAAACAUUGCCGUUAAAGGACAGUCUAAGAGCCUUCUCAGUAAUAUAUGGUCGAGUAUUGCAGGAAGAGCUUUCAAAAGCCAUAUUGUUCAUUGCCAAGUGCUUCAAGCUUAA